Molecule: messenger RNA, 2242 nt
Organism: Cercospora beticola
Lineage: Eukaryota; Fungi; Ascomycota; Dothideomycetes; Mycosphaerellales; Mycosphaerellaceae
Product: glycoside hydrolase family 15 protein
Biological process (GO): carbohydrate metabolic process
Molecular function (GO): hydrolase activity, hydrolyzing O-glycosyl compounds
Source: RefSeq, a predicted model, not a curated record
CGCGGAUAUCACCACGUAGGCAGAGGUAGGUUGCCAGUCUUUCCUUUGCAAACUACUGACUCGCAGGAACUCCUACCUGCGACCGACUUCGGCAAUGGCCCAAACCUCGCCCAGCGAAAACACGUCUCCCGUUGAUCCUCUGGGCAUGAGACGGUCAACGGGUUACAUGCCUGUCGAGAACUAUGGGCUCAUUGGCAAUAUGCACACUGCGGCUCUCGUUGCUACUGAUGGAGGGCUCGACUUCAUGUGCUGGCCGAACUUCGACUCGCCCAGCGUUUUUUGUCGCAUGCUCGACAAGGAUAAGGGUGGCCAUUUUACGAUUUCGCCUGUUCCACUUACUGGUACCAAGAACGGAGGUUUGACGACAAAACAGCAGUAUCUUCCGAGCAGUAACAUCUUGGCGACCAGUUAUCUGAACGAUGAUGGCGUGAUGAGGAGUAUUGAUUUCUUCCCACGACCUAAGUAUACGAAAGACACGGAUGGUGAGCCACAGCAGCUGAAGAAGUGGCUUGUGAGGAGAGUUGAAUGUGUCCGUGGCGAAAUUGAGUUUGUGGUGAGAGUACUACCUGCUUUCAACUACGCUCGCGACCGACAUGUCGUUGAGUUCAAUGAACAUCACAAGGAAGGAGAAUCCGGAGUCUGUACCUUCAGGAGCGAUACUCUGGCACUGGACUUCUACGUCACGGAAGACUUGCCCGACGACGAUGGACAAAGACCACAAAUACGAUUUGAGACAGCGCCCGGGCAUGGGCUGGGCCGUGCGAUUGAGGCCAGAGUGCGGAUGCAGGAAGGGCAGAGUUGUUCUUUCGUGCUUCGCGAUCAUGACCCGGAGACUGAACUCUGGGCACCCGAAAAGGCGAUUACUUCGCCUCUGAUUGACCGACUUCAACGAGAUACGAAAGAUUAUUGGUAUAACUGGAUGUCGCAGUCAUGCUACAAAGGUCGAUGGCAAGAAGCUGUACAGCGCAGCUUGCUGACGUUGAAAUUGCUGACACAUGAACCAACGGGUGCUAUCAUCGCGUCACCGACUUUCUCGUUGCCAGAGGCUUUUGGAGGCAGUCGAAACUGGGACUACCGCUUCUCAUGGGUUCGUGACAGCAGCUUCACUAUCUACAUCUUCUUGCGAAUGGGCUUCCGGCAAGAAGCAGAAGCUUAUAUGGAGUUCAUCCGCAAGCGACUCAUGCACUCCCGGCUGCCGAGCGGCGCGCUGCCAAUCAUGUUCGACAUACACGGCGACACAGAUCUGCCUGAGAUCGAACUCGACCAUCUCGAAGGCUAUCGACAAAGUGCGCCAGUGCGAAUAGGUAAUGGAGCUGCGAACCACAAACAGCUCGACAUCUACGGCGAGCUCACAGACGCCGUCUACCUGUACAACAAAUACGGCAAACCCAUUUCCUACGAUGCAUGGCUCUCCGUCCGCGAAAUGACCGACUUCGUCUGCGGCGUCUGGAAAGAAAAAGACAUGUCAAUCUGGGAAGUCCGCGGCGAAAUUCAAAAUUUCGUCUACUCCAAAAUCAUGCUCUGGGUCGCCAUCGACCGCGCUUUACGUCUAGCCGACAAACGAAACUUCCCUUGCCCGAAUCGCUGGACAUGGCUCGCCACUCGUGAUCAAAUCAUGGAAGACGUGAUGGAGAAAGGCUACAGCAAAGAACUCGAAAGUUUUGUCCAAAGUUACGAACACCCCGAAGCAAUCGACAGUGCAGUCCUCAUCGCCCCUUUAGUCUUCUUCGUUGCACCCAACGAUCCCCGCUUCACCAAAACCCUCGAUCGUAUCCUCCUCCCACCCGAACGAGGAGGUCUCACGAGUAACGGCCAAGUCUAUCGCUAUAAUCUGAAAGCCAGCAACGACGGCUUAUCCGGUGACGAAGGCGCUUUCAGUAUGUGUACGUUCUGGCUUGUUGAAGCUCUGACGCGUGCGGGAGCGUAUGAGCCGAAGUAUUUGGAGAAAGCUGUGAGUUUGUUUGAGAAUACUUUGGGUUUUGCGAAUCAUUUGAAUAUGUUCAGCGAGGAGAUUAGUAAGAGUGGGGAGCAGUUGGGGAAUACGCCGCAGGCUUUUAGUCAUUUGGCACUGGUUAGUGCGGCGUUUAAUUUGAGUCGUGUUACGGGGAGGGGUUGAGGAGGAUUGGAAGUACUGUAUGCGGAAUAGUGCAGGUUGGUAGGACAACAGGGAACGCCCGGAUGCCUGUAGGCCUGCUCGAGGGCAUCAUCUGCGGAAAGUAUGUGCUUCGUUACUGAGCCGUCA